GCCAGCUUGUACCCACGCUGCAACGAACCGCGUAAAUGUCUCCUAACCAGUUGUACAUCGAAGACCGAAGCAUUACCCUUCAUACUGAUUUCUAGUCGUACAAUACACUGAAGCACGCAAGUCUUAAUAGAAAAAAUAGUCUCCGCCACAGAGAACAAUUACCGACUUGGCAUUUUCUCCUGAAUCUCGUAAUCCUCACCAGCACUCUCACUGAAUCACACCCACUCUCUCUCUCCGCGGCAAUGGCUCCGAAUUUGGGUCGGACCCACAAGAAUGCGGCGUCGGUUCGGGUACCAGGACUUUCAUUCCGGGGAAUCAUGUCCAGAUUCAGAUACUCCGCCGGCCUUUUGGCGAUCGCUGUUGCGCUUUUACUCUGUGUCUCAUUUUUCUUCGCCGCCUCAUCCAAUCACGCCGAUCCCAAAUUUGGAUUCUCCUUGGGUUCUUCUGAAUCCCAGCCAUCAUCUCUUCGUAGAUCAAUUUUAGCAUUGAAAUCAGAUCCUUUGAAGCCACGGUUGGAUCAGAUCCGGAAACAAGCAGAAGACCACAGAAAUCUAGCUUUGGCUUACGCUGCCUAUGCUCGGAAGCUGAAGCUUGAAAACUCAAAGCUCGUGAGGAUUUUUGCAGAACUCUCUCAGAAUUUCACUGACCUAAUCUCGAGACCUUCGCACCGUGCAUUGUUUGAUUUAGAUGCAAACUCAAUCGAUGAGUCUGUGCUGAGACGUUUCGAGAAGGAGGUGAAAGAACGAAUUAAGCUAACCCGACAAGUGAUUGCUGAGGCCAAAGAAUCCUUCGACAACCAACUGAAAAUUCACAAGCUGAAGGACACCAUCUUUGCUCUGAACGAACAACUCACGAAAGCCAAAAAGCAGGGCGCUUUUUCUAGCUUGAUUGCAGCCAAGUCAAUUCCCAAGAGCCUGCAUUGCCUGGCUUUGAGGUUGAUGGAGGAAAGAAUUGCUCAUCCCGAAAAGUACUCAGAUGAAGGGAACCCGACUAAACCCGAGAUUGAGGAUCCAAAGCUUUAUCAUUAUGCAAUAUUUUCUGAUAAUGUGAUAGCAGCCUCGGUUGUGGUGAACUCGGCUGUUAAAAACACAAAGGAGCCUUGGAAGCACGUGUUUCAUGUUGUGACGGAUAAGAUGAAUCUAGGGGCCAUGCAGGUAAUGUUUAAGAUAAGGGACUACAGUGGGGCCCAUAUUGAGGUGAAGGCUGUGGAGGAUUAUAAGUUUCUCAAUUCCUCAUAUGUUCCGGUGCUGAAACAGCUUGAGUCCGCUAAGCUGCAGCAGUUUUACUUUGAGAAUAAGCUAGAAAAUGCCACAAAGGAUACAACAAAUAUGAAGUUCAGGAACCCAAAGUAUCUCUCGAUUUUGAACCAUCUCAGGUUCUAUUUGCCGGAAAUGUAUCCUAAGCUGCACAAGAUUCUGUUUUUGGAUGAUGAUAUUGUUGUUCAGAGAGACUUGACGGGGCUGUGGAAGAUAGAUAUGGAUGGGAAGGUGAAUGGUGCUGUCGAGACGUGUUUUGGGUCUUUUCACCGAUAUGCACAAUAUAUGAAUUUCUCACACCCUCUCAUCAAAGCCAAGUUUAGUCCCAAGGCUUGUGCAUGGGCUUAUGGUAUGAAUUUCUUUGAUUUGGAUGCUUGGAGGAGGGAGAAGUGCACUGAGGAGUAUCACUACUGGCAGAAUCUGAACGAGAAUCGGACACUGUGGAAAUUGGGGACCCUGCCGCCAGGUCUGAUCACCUACUACUCCACGACCAAGCCACUAGACAAGUCUUGGCAUGUUUUGGGGCUCGGUUAUAACCCGAGCAUAAGCAUGGAUGAGAUCAACAAUGCUGCUGUCAUACACUUCAAUGGGAAUAUGAAGCCAUGGCUCGAUAUUGCUAUCUCCCAAUUCCGCCCCCUCUGGACUAAAUAUGUCGACUAUGAAAAUGAGUAUGUGCAGACCUGCAAUUUUGGUCUAUGAACUUAAUAAAGCUCAGAAUCGGAACCUGUGCUUGUGGGACUAGCCAAGGUAGUUCUGCAAGGUCCGUAUAGGCUUACAACGUUUUACACGCCGGCUUUGUGCUCGCAUUUCGCCCAGAGACCUUAUUAAUUUAAGCGUUCAGUGGUCAUGGUUUAGUGUAGGAUUUGUCCUUCCUGCUGUUCAUAUAUAUCAGCUGUUAAGUUCUUGGUGGCUUAAAGCUGUCAUAACUUAUAAGCAUUAGACAUGGAAAGUGUAAUUUUAUCCAAUAAUAUUAUUUAUUAGUAUAUGGAUGUUACAUUGCACUUAAGUUUUUAUUUUUUUUUUUCUUUCUAAUUCUCAAGUUGCGAGGUGCCGUUUGCUUCUGAGGGUUGUGGUGAAGUUUCCUAUUUUUUCUGUGUCUCGUUUACUUCAUAUAUAGUUCGAAUGGUCUUAUAUCGGUGUAAUUGGGAGGUCGUGCCUUCUAUUUUAUGAUGGUAAUGACAAAGUGAUGAUGCUGCAACUCCUCUGUAGGAG
Molecule: messenger RNA, 2468 nt
Organism: Striga asiatica
Lineage: Eukaryota; Viridiplantae; Streptophyta; Magnoliopsida; Lamiales; Orobanchaceae
Source: the annotation of a GenBank genome assembly